Messenger RNA from Camellia sinensis, 838 nucleotides. Lineage: Eukaryota; Viridiplantae; Streptophyta; Magnoliopsida; Ericales; Theaceae. The record is from RefSeq and is a predicted model, not a curated record.
UCAUGGCUAAAAAAAAGUUGAUUUUUGUCACUAAAUUUACUUGCACCAGUGCUAAUGGUUUAUUUUUCCUUUAAAAAGAUUGUUGAGCGGCUUAAGAAGUUUUUUGAUAUUCUUGGGGGUCCUUCGACAUUUAUACAGGCAGCAGUCCCACGCAUUCUUCAGCAAACUGAAGAUGUAUUCUUUACAAAGACCAUUAAUAUACUAAAGCAGACUUCUGAUAUUUGUUAUGAACGAAUAAAGAAGAUUCCUUGCAUUUCAUGCCCAUAUAAACCAGUGGGAUCCAUGGCUGUUAUGGUGAUGUUCAGCACUGAUGGUUAUGCAUUUCCAGAGACUUUUUACUUAGUGAUUUGGGUUGCUGAUAAGAGUAUCAGAUCUGGGUUAGAGUUGGAAGAGUGGUUGAUUUGUUAUCUUAGUUGGAAAAUUCGUCGAAAAGAUGAAGAGCGCUGCGUUUGUGGCUAUUGCUGCUGCAAUUGGUAACUUCUUGCAAGGUUGGGAUAAUGCCACUAUUGCAGGGGCUAUAGUGUACAUAAAGGAGGACCUGAGUUUGGAAACUACUAUAGAAGGGCUUGCUGUGGCCAUGUCACUCAUUGGAGCCACACUUGUCACAACUUGCUCGGGUCCCAUAUCAGAUUUGAUUGGUCGGCGUCCAAUGCUAAUAAUGUCGUCAAUGUUCUACUUUGUUAGUGGUUUGGUAAUGUUGUGGUCUCCUAACGUCUAUGUUCUACUUGUAGCGAGGCUAAUAGAUGGAUUUGGAAUUGGUUUGGCUGUUACUCUUGUCCCUGACUAUAUAUCUGAGACUGCUCCGGCAGAUAUAAGGGGGUUGUUAAAUACUUUUCCA